ACUGCAAGUGCGGUCAGGCUGACACACAACCAAAGGCCACCUCAGACUGCAAGUGUACCUCCUGCAAGUGUGACCCAUGCAAGUGCUCAAAGUAAAUGCUUGCUACCGCCCCCUUUGACAAUCCAACUCAAUGGUGCAGUGGGCAUCACCCUC
This is a messenger RNA of Acytostelium subglobosum LB1, 153 nucleotides long. RefSeq lists its product as hypothetical. The transcript has a single exon. The annotation marks the transcript as partial. NCBI's taxonomy places the organism in Eukaryota, Evosea, Eumycetozoa, Acytosteliales, Acytosteliaceae. The record is from RefSeq and is a predicted model, not a curated record.